Messenger RNA from Penicillium subrubescens, 1509 nucleotides. RefSeq lists its product as uncharacterized. NCBI's taxonomy places the organism in Eukaryota, Fungi, Ascomycota, Eurotiomycetes, Eurotiales, Aspergillaceae. The record is from RefSeq and is a predicted model, not a curated record. The transcript is spliced from 2 exons. The coding region runs from base 1 to 1509 and encodes 502 amino acids.
AUGAACGUCGAGGAAGAGACCGAGCCUGAUGAUUCAGUUGAAUUUAAUACUGAAACGGAAAAAUAUGCAAAGGCAGUUUUGGAGGAAAUUCGCAAGCUCCCUGGUGGUCGUUUCUCCUCGUUCUUGGCAGAUAACAGCUUCCCCCGUCAGGUUUCCCACCAGGACGCUCUAAUCGGGGACCCCAUCCUACCCAAGCCACCCCUCAGGCUAAUUGCAGAUUCCAUCAUCUCAGGAAUUCAACUGAAAGAGACCCAGAAGAAGCGUUAUGGAGAUUUAAUUAGGUAUUCUGCACGGAUCGAGGAUGGUCUCUGUGAUCAGUUGACUCCGGCAGCGAGGGAGGUUUUCGAGAAAGGCUCUAUCACAUUGGAUGACUUGAUCGGAAUUGGGGGUAACCCUGACAGUGAUGAUCGCUCCGGAGUCUAUCUCCAUAUUCUGCGGAUUCCGAACAUGUUCUACCUGUAUGUUGGUCAAGCGGUUGUUCUUUCGGAGCGGAUUCAAUACCAACACAACGACCCCGAGAAACGACGCAAAUACCCCUCAUUGCAUUACAAGGUGUGGGAGGAACUUGAAGGACAGGACGACUUCGAGUCUAUUUUCGUGACACUUGGUACAGUGGGCCAUUAUCCGCGAGAUAGCUCUGAGCAGCUCUCCCUGAAUCUUCUCGAGAUGUUUGGGGCCUGUAUUCUACAGACCCUAAAGUCUUCGGACCUUGAGUUCUGGCUCCCUGAAGGUUUCCCAGUACGUUGGGCCGAUCGGGGCUUAAAUGUGGCUCUCCCUCUAUGGCAAGGAUAUAUUUCAAGGGGAUCUAGUCAGAUUCUCCAGGCUGAUAUGAAGAUGACGAAAGAGGAAUUUUCUGCAGCGCUUCAUGGUGCAAACGAAACUCGGCGCCAAUGGGCAAUUAAUGUCAAAAAUUCUUACCAGUCUCUUCGAGUCCAUCCCGACCCACAGAUGCAAGCAAUCUGGUGGAAAUAUUUCGAGAAAUGCUGCGCCGCUCGGGACCAGCUAUUUCUUGGUCGAACGAAAAGCUAUUACACGACCCAGAAUAACUCUCGAAAGAAUGCGCUCGACUUCCUCGCCAAUGGCAAACAAUGCAAAAUAGUGCAGAGUAAUUGGGGCAGCUAUUCAGCUUCGUAUGCUGAUUAUAGCUUCAACCUCGGCCUCAAAGCACAUUGUUUCAAUCAUCUUGUCAAGCAAAGCAGAUCUGGGAAGUUCGAUUAUUUCGUUGAUGGUAAAAUGGCCUUCCUCCGACCCAUCUUGGUCGACACACCAACCAACUUACGCUAUGCUCCCAACGCCCUACCAACAGAUCCUGCAAGCCGGCUCAUAAUUCUUGCAGAUACAGACAAGGGAGAUGGGACCGGGAAACUGCGGUAUCUCUUCACUAAAGGAACUAAGGUCGUUGAAAAGCUCAACCGGCUUGUGGAUCUUUUCGAGGGCAUAGAUUAUGAUACAUCUAUGAGCCUAGAGCGCCGGCAUUCAAGUGGCAUGAGGUCAAGAGAGACAGAAUGA